AUGACUACCCGAUCCUCCAAUCCCAAUCACUCCCAACCCUCCGAGAGAUGCGAGUACACGAUUCACACUCGUGUGACACCUGCGAUGUUGCGCCAGACCGUCUCAGACAGCCUGCUUGCUCGUCCCAUACUUGCAGGAGAACAACAACUCUCGGUAGAAGAGGUUGCCGCCGCCGUCGACCGUUCCAGGCAUCUGGAAUACGUGUACGCAACCACUCCCUCGCUUACGCUGGCCUCAGCUGAAAUACGCCUCGAACCCAGGCCGGCAUACCUGAGUCUUGGACACGAGGGUGCAUGUACUUCCCAAGAGGGUACCAGCGAGUGCACGACGCAGCACAUCCCAGUACAAUGGCGAAUCCUGGCUCGGCCCCUCACUGAAGAUGCACAGAUGGUAUUGGGGAAGACAACUUCCAUUUGCGCGGUUCAUUCAGGCCAGCCGAGUCUUCUCAAGGUUGACCCCAGCGUGUUACCCUCUCUACCAGCCCAGCAAGAACUUGCGCUCUGGGGCGAGAGUAUGUCGCACAUCCAAGACAGUGCCAUUCGCGCCACAUACCCACUCUUCAUGGACUCGGUGACCGAUGUGCGCAGCGACACAAGCGGGCCGGCAGAAACGUUUGCCUUGUCGACUGGAGAAGAGUACUGGCUGGGCACACACACAGCCACGCUCGUCGGGGCCUUCUGGCGAGGUGGUGAGGCGCAAGGAGCGGAGUGCAUCGCUCGGUUUCCGAUAGUCUUCAUGGCAGUGCUUGAGCCUGCCAAAGACGCGUGA
This is a messenger RNA of Dioszegia hungarica, 768 nucleotides long. RefSeq lists its product as uncharacterized. NCBI's taxonomy places the organism in Eukaryota, Fungi, Basidiomycota, Tremellomycetes, Tremellales, Bulleribasidiaceae. The record is from RefSeq and is a predicted model, not a curated record. The coding region runs from base 1 to 768 and encodes 255 amino acids. The transcript has a single exon.